AUGCUGCCCAACCGGUACCACUUCACGGAGAUCAUUCAGCAGGUAACACUCAACCAGUACCCCUCCACGGACGGCUACAAGUCACCCGCCUCGCCCUCUCACUGGUCUCGUGCUCCGGCCUCGCCCUCUCACUGGUCUCGUGCUCCGGCCUCGCCCUCUCACUGGUCUCGUGCUCCGGCCUCGCCCUCUCACUGGUCUCGUGCUCCGGCCUCGCCCUCUCACUGGUCUCGUGCUCCGGCCUCGCCCUCACUGGUCUCGUGCUCCGGCCUCGCCCUCUCACUGGUCUCGUGCUCCGGCCUCGCCCUCACUGGUCUCGUGCUCCGGCCUCGCCCUCGGUCUCGUGCUCCGGCCUCGCCCUCUCACUGGUCUCGUGCUCCGGCCUCGCCCUCUCACUGGUCUCGUGCUCCGGCCUCGCCCUCUCACUGGUCUCGUGCUCCGGCCUCGCCCUCUCACUGGUCUCGUGCUCCGGCCUCGCCCUCUCACUGGUCUCGUGCUCCGGCCUCGCCCUCUCACUGGUCUCGUGCACCGGCCUCGCCCUCUCACUGGUCUCGUGCACCGGCCUCGCCCUCUCACUGGUCUCGUGCACCGGCCUCGCCCUCUCACUGGUCUCGUGCUCCGGCCUCGCCCUCUCACUGGUCUCGUGCUCCGGCCUCGCCCUCUCACUGGUCUCGUGCUCCGGCCUCGCCCUCUCACUGGUCUCGUGCUCCGGCCUCGCCCUCUCACUGGUCUCGUGCUCCGGCCUCGCCCUCACUGGUCUCGUGCUCCGGCCUCGCCCUCUCACUGGUCUCGUGCUCCGGCCUCGCCCUCUCACUGGUCUCGUGCACCGGCCUCGCCCUCUCACUGGUCUCGUGCUCCGGCCUCGCCCUCUCACUGGCCUCGUGCUCCGGCCUCGCCCUCUCACUGGCCUCGUGCUCCGGCCUCGCCCUCUCACUGGCCUCGUGCUCCGGCCUCGCCCUCUCACUGGCCUCGUGCUCCGGCCUCGCCCUCCCACUGGUCUCGUGCUCCGGCCUCGCCCUCCCACUGGUCUCGUGCUCCGGCCUCGCCCUCUCACUGGCCUCGUGCUCCGGCCUCGCCCUCCCACUGGUCUCGUGCUCCGGCCUCGCCCUCUCACUGGCCUCGUGCUCCGGCCUCGCCCUCCCACUGGUCUCGUACUUGUACAGUAUACUGAUGGUAGGUCGAGGUAGUGAAGCAAGCGAUGCCCAGACUAUAGACGGUGCCACGCUGGUGUUAUGCCAUGGCACUCUCGUCCCAACUGCCUUGUUUGACACGCUCGUUAAUACAAAGGAACAAAUGACUGGGAUAGAGCAGGAGAAGACGGCUUUGUAUGUUUGUAGUAUAUUCAAGACUCCCACUUAG
Molecule: messenger RNA, 1356 nt
Organism: Procambarus clarkii (red swamp crayfish)
Lineage: Eukaryota; Metazoa; Arthropoda; Malacostraca; Decapoda; Cambaridae
Source: RefSeq, a predicted model, not a curated record